Molecule: messenger RNA, 2090 nt
Organism: Toxorhynchites rutilus septentrionalis
Lineage: Eukaryota; Metazoa; Arthropoda; Insecta; Diptera; Culicidae
Exons: 1
Coding region: 103-987 (294 amino acids)
Biological process (GO): positive regulation of transcription by RNA polymerase II
Molecular function (GO): transcription factor binding
Source: RefSeq, a predicted model, not a curated record
GCAAAAGCCUGCGAAAACGAAUAAAAAUGAUAAACGUCUGAAAAGCUGUUAAUUGUUUCUGGUGUUUUCGAAAGUUAUCUUUACAAAAAAGAACAAGCCGUGAUGGAUACAAGCGUCGAAGACUUGAAUGAAAGCAUGACUGAUGUGAUCGAGCGCGCAGAAGCUUAUCUAUCAGCACAUUCCAGUCUUUCGAACCGAAAUACGUUAGAUCAAUCAAUUGAAAACCUGUUCGAUAGUACAAUCACCGAAAGAUCAUUCGAGACAGCCCAUGAAACAUCAGAUUGUUCAGAAGCUCACACUAGUAGCAACGAAAAUCCUAGGAAUAUUGCAAAAAAUGACAGUGCAACUUUCAAUAGAGUUUCGAUCACCGCAACUGGAAAUAGUCGUCCCGAACAAGAGGAGAUUGAAGUACUAAGUGAUGAUUCGGAUGAUACCGUUUUGUAUAAUGUAGUUCACGAAGAAGCACCAAAUCCACAACGGAAUGGAGAUGCAGACAAUGAUGAUUGCAUUGUAACAGCGGAGACAAACCGGGAACCCAUUCCAACGGUUGCAACUAUAGAUCUAAGUUCAACCAUUGACGAAAAUAUGGAAACGCUCUCCAGGCAGAGAAGGAGGAAUCGACGUAGGAGACUGGAUAUUAAUGUACCAAUUGUGGAGUCAAUUACUCUUGAUGAUUCAAUUAGCGAUAUGCAGCCAUAUAGUCAUGAACCAGGAAACGCUGGAGGAAUCGUUUAUAGUUCUCCACCUAAGCGCACUAAGACAACUGCAGUAGACCUGGAAUCCUCUUCGGAAGGCGGAGCCUCAUCCAACUCGAUUAUCUGCCCGAUUUGUUUUGAUUCAAUAUUCAAGAAAGAUCCGUCGUCAACCAUCUGUGGGCAUCUUUUUUGUUAUUCUUGUAUCAGUCAGGAAAUUCAACUGAGAAAAAAAUGUCCAUUGUGCAAAAGGAAGUUGACACGGGCUCAGGUACACCCGAUAUAUUUUAGUUAAAUUGAGAUUUGUGAUAUUAAGAUGCUGUGCAUAGACUGACUCACUGAGUGUAUACAAACCUUCGAGGACCAUUUUAUUUUUUUCCAUCACAUAGUAUAGAAUCUUUCGUUCCAUAUAAUUACGAUUCUCUGUUCGAUCUUUGAAUUAGUUUUAUCAAGUUUUGCUUCCCUUCCCUAAUGACAAGGUAUGCUAAGUUAUGUGUUCAAACAAUAAUUGUAGAGUUAAAACGAUCGAUUCUAGAAUAAACAAAUUUGUUUUACAACGAGAAGCUUUACCUACGUAAAUUCCGUUAUACCUGGCUGAGCACCUAGAGAUCAUUCGAAACUCUAUUUUGCCCUCACCAAAUUCGAUGUCAUUAUACUAUGGGCCUGAUCAUGAACAUUACUGCCACAUACGCUUACACUUCACUUAAUCUUAUUGUGGGCCUGAUCACGAACAUCACUGCCACAUACGCUUUCACGUCACUUACACUUCACUUAAUCUUUUUGUGUCUAUCAUUAUUGCCACGGACAGUUACGUGUAAAAAUGAACUCGGUGAGGUUAGGUGCAAGUGUUCAUUCCCGUUUAUAAGAGACAUGUCAAUUGCUGAUUGUAAUAGAACGUGAAUAAAAGGGCGUUUGAACGUUAUGUCGGUUGCAUAAUUUCGGACGAUUGAACGUUUUGUAGGUACAACUUGUAUGCGAUAAUAUUCCAUUAAAUUAAGCGCAUGUUUUAGAAUGACGAGUUUGCGAUUAUACUUCGAUGAUUCGGUAUUUCAAUACCAACUAUUCGGACUCAUCCCACGAUUUAUUUGCUUGGUGCGUUAGUUUGCCGAAUCAAACGCUGGUUCAAAGAUGAGGAGGAAUACUUGGAUGCUCGUGAAAAAUAUAGUUGUUGAACAUAUGGGAUUGUAAUUUUAUUUUCUCUUUGUAUUAAUUACUGUAGAGAUAUAACAUGACUAUUAUGUUUAAUAAUCGACAUCUCGCAUACUCUUGUUCUUAGCUCUGUCUUACUCGUUUGAAUAGUGAGAAGUAUUUAGUGUAGGUCAAGGUUAGAAUAAUUUUUUAAGAAUCGUUUGUACAAUUUUGAUGAAUAAUAAUAUCUUCUAUAUCUCAGAACAAACC